GGAGGUUUGAAGAACCUAGAAGGCUGGGCCUCUGGUCAAGGAGGAUGGCUGCCAUCCUGGGUUGCCCUCCUGGCAUCUCUAGGGGUAUUCAUGGGAAAAUGGGGUCCAUAGGUCAUGUUCUCUCAUGCCCACCCUCCCCACUGCUCCUGGAAGGACACCCAAAGGACAGUGACCUUUGGCUGAGGGGUGGACCCCUGGGUGAACAGAAGCCAAAUGAAAGGCACCGGGUUAGCUUGCUUCCGAUGAUAUGCUGUGUUUGUGUGCGUGCGUGUUCACAUGUGUGCUGAGUGCACACAUGCCCAUCACCAAGCCUGUAGAACUGCAUCCUGUCCUGUUACUCCUACUGACCAUGUACCAAUGGGCUGUCUGCUGGGCCCAGGCAGGUGGCAUCUUCGAAGAGGCCAAAUGUCAGCAUGGAAGGUGUGAGACUUUGGCUAUGACCUCGGGGCUCCAGAAUCACCAUGGUGCCCCCUCCUCCACCCCUCUUAACGUAGUGGCGGCCACAGUCUGCUCAUGUGGGCUUCAAGUUGGGACAGAAAAUGGAGCGGAGGCCUGAGAGGCCCACUGUGGUAACCUGGGGGGCUGGCAUGGAUGAGCCCUGGGAAGGGGGGUCCCCCAGAGCAGCCUGGACAGCCCCAGAGGGCAAAGCAACUUUGCAGCAGAUGUGCAGGGCAGGAAGGGGCCCGGCGCCCUGGAGGCCCUCGCUCUGGCCCCGCCGGCCGGCAUCGCAUGCAGUUGAGCCUGGGCCCCUCACGUGUCCCCGUCUGUUCCCCCACAGUGGCCCUGCCCCCCGAGAAGCCCGACGGGCCGGCCAGUGGAGAUGAGCAAAGGAUGGAGAAGUCGAGCGGGUCCUGCCUGGGCUCUAAGAAGCAGCUGAAAUUCGAAGAGCUACAGUGUGACGUGUCUGUGGAGGAAGACAGCCGGCAGGAGUGGACCUUCACCCUGUACGACUUUGACAACAAUGGCAAAGUCACCCGUGAGGGAGUGUUACUCAGCCCUAAGAAGGAAGGAGAUUCUGACACAGGCUACAUCGCGAUGAACCUUGAGGACGUUGUGCUGAGGGAUAUAAGACAGCCACUAAAGGACAGAAUGUCUGAUUCCGCUUACGAGGACAUCACCAGCCUGCUGCAUACCAUCUACGAGGUGGUUGACUCCUCCGUCAACCACUCCCCAACGUCCAGCAAGACGCUGAGGGUGAAGCUCACCGUGGCCCCCGAUGGGAGCCAGGGCAAGAAGAGCAUCCUUCUCAAUCACCCCGACCUGCAGAGCUCCAGGCCCAGAGCAGAGACCAAGCCCUCUGAGGAGCUGCGAAGCUGGGAGAAGAAGCAGAGAGCCACCCUCAGGUUGCAGGGGGACAGCCGCCUGGAGCAGUCCGGCUGCUACCACCACUGCGUGGAUGAGAACAUUGAGAGGAGAAACCACUAUUUAGAUCUCGCCGGGAUAGAGAACUACACGUCCCAGUUCGGGCCUGACUCACACUGGCUGCCAUUGGAAGCAUGGCCAAAGGCUAGGACCUCUUGCUACCACCCAGGCUGUGAAAUGGGCACGCAGGAGGCUUUCCAGGCACAGAGGAGCCAGCUGGUGGAGCUGCUGGUCUCGGGGUCCCUGGAGGGCUUUGAGAGUGUCCUGGACUGGCUACUGUCCUGGGAAGUCCUUUCUUGGGAGGACUAUGAGGGCCUCAGCCUCGUGGGCCAGCCCCUCUCCCACGCUGCCAGGCGCCUCCUGGACACUGUCUGGAAUAAAGGCGCUUGGGGCUGUGAACAACUCAUCGCGGCCGUGCGGGAGGCGCAGUCUGACAGCCAGUCCCCCACACUGCGUGGCCCCUGGGACCCCCACUCACCCCACCCGGCCCGGGACCUGCAGUGUCACCGGCCAGCCAUCGUCAGGAGACUCUACAGCCACGUGGAGGGCGUGCUGGACCUGGUGCGGGCCCAGGGUUUCAUCAGCCCCUAUGAAUGCGAAGGAAUCAGGCUGCCCAUCUUCACGUCAUCCCAGCGGGCAAGAAGGCUCCUGGACCUGGCCACGGUGAAGACCAAUGGGUUGGCCGCCUUCCUUCUACAGCAUGUUCAGGAAUUACCAGUCUCACUGACCCUGUUUUUCGAAGACACAGUGUGUAAGAAGUACCUGUCCAAGCUGAGGACCACGGUCUCCGCCCAGGCUCGCUUCCUGAGCACCUACGAUGGGGCGGAGAAUCUUUGCCUGGAGGAAAUAUACACGGAGAACGUCCUGGAGGUCCGGACGGAGGUGGGCAUGGCUGGACCCCCCGAGAAGAGCCCUGCCACCCUGGGCCUGGAGGAGCUCUUCAGUGCCCGCGGGCACCUCAAUGAGGACGCGGACACCGUGCUGGUGGUGGGCGAGGCGGGCAGCGGCAAGACCACGCUCCUGCAGCGGCUGCACCUGCUGUGGGCCGUGGGGCAGGACUUCCAGGAGUUUCUCUUUGUCUUCCCAUUCAGCUGCCGGCAGCUGCAGUGCGUGACCAAACCCCUGUCCGUGCGGACGCUGCUCUUUGAACACUGCUGUUGGCCUGACCUCGGGCAACAAGAAGUCUUUCAGUUCCUUCUUGACCACCCCGACCGUGUCCUCUUAACCUUUGAUGGCUUUGACGAGUUCAGGUUCAGGUUCACGGAUCGUGAGCGUCACUGCUCUCCGACUGACCCCACGUCCGUCCAGAAUCUGCUCUUCAACCUGCUGCAGGGCAACCUGCUAAAGAAUGCCCGCAAGGUGCUGACCAGCCGCCCGGACGCGGUGUCCGCGUUCCUCCGCAAGUACGUGCGCAUGGAGCUCAACCUCAAGGGCUUCUCGGAAGACAGCAUUGAACUGUACCUGAGGAAGCGCCACCAGGAGCCGGGUGUGGCCGACCGGCUCGUCAGCCUCCUCAGAGCGACCUCGGCCCUGCACGGUUUGUGCCACCUUCCGGUCUUCGCGUGGAUGGUGUCCAAAUGCCACCGGGAGCUGUUGCUGCAGGGCACGGGGUCCCCGAAGACCACCACGGAUAUGUACCUGCUGAUCCUGCAGCAUUUCCUGCUGCAUGCCUCCCCACCAGACUCAGCCCGCCACGGCCUGGCGCCCAGCCUGCUUCGAGGCAGGCUCCCCACCCUCCUGCACCUCGGCCGCCUGGCUCUCUGGGGCCUGGGCAUGAGCUGCUACGUGUUCUCGGCCAAGCAGCUGCAGGCGGCGCACGUCGACGGGGAGGACGUUUCUCUUGGCUUCCUGGUGCACACCAGAAGCGCCGUGCCCGGGAGCGCACCCGCCCUGGAGUUCCUGCACAUCACUCUCCAGUGUUUCUUUGCUGCCUUCUACCUGGCACUGGGCGCUGAUGUAACGCCGUCCUCUCUCAGACACCUCUUCAAUUGUCGCCGGACAGGGGGCUCGCCGCUGGCCAGGCUGCUGCCCACGGUGUGCGUGCAGGGCUCGGGGCGCGAGGAGGGCAGUGUGGAGGCUUUGCUGCAGGAGGCCGAGCCGCACAACCUCCAGAUCACGGCGGCCUUCCUGGCGGGGCUGCUGUCCCGGGAGCACCAGGGCCUGCUGGCCGAGUGCCGGGCGUCCGAGAAGGCCCUGCGGUGGCGCCAGGCCUGUGCCCGCUGGUGUCUGGCCCGCAGCCUCCAUAAGCACUUCCACUCCAUCCCGCCAGCCCUGCCGGGCGAGGCCAAGAGCAUGCACGCCCUGCCGGGCUUCGUCUGGCUCAUCCGGAGCCUGUACGAGAUGCGGGAGGAGCGGCUGGCGCGGGAGGCUGUACGCGGGCUCAAGGUCGGGCACCUCAAGCUGACGUUCUGCGGCGUGGGCCCUGCCGAGUGCGCUGCCCUGGCCUACGUGCUGCGACACCUCCGGCGGCCUGUGGCCUUGCAGCUGGACCACAACUCUGUGGGCGACAUUGGCGUGGAGCAGCUGCUGCCUUGCCUUGGUGUCUGCAAAGCUCUUUACCUGCGAGAUAAUAACAUCUCAGACCGAGGCAUCUGCAAGCUCGUCGAGCAUGCCCUUCACUGUGAGGAGCUGCAGAAGCUGGCUUUGUUCAACAACAAGCUGACCGACGGCUGUGCACAGUCCAUGGCCAGGCUCCUUGAGUGCAGGCAGAACUUCCUGGCGUUGAGGCUGGGAAAUAACCACAUCACCGCCGAGGGAGCCCAGGUGCUGGCCCAGGGGCUCCGGGCCAACACCUCCCUGCAGUUCCUGGGGUUCUGGGGCAACAAGGUGGGUGACAAGGGGGCCCAGGCCUUGGCGGAAGCCUUGGGUGAUCACCAGAGCUUGAGGUGGCUCAGCCUGGUGGGAAACAACAUUGGCAGUGCGGGUGCUCAGGCCUUAGCCUCGAUGCUGGAAAAGAACACGGCACUGCAAGAGCUCUGUCUGGAGGAGAACCGUCUCCAGGAUGAAGGUGUCUGUUCUCUCGCCAAAGGACUUAGGAGAAAUUCAAGUUUGAAAGUCCUCAAGCUGUCCAACAACUGCAUCACCUACCUCGGGGCAGAGGCCCUCCUGCAGGCCCUUGAAAGGAAUGACACCAUCCUAGAAGUCUGGCUCCGAGGAAACAUGUUCUCUCCUGAGGAAACUGAGACGCUCAGCCACAGGGACAGCAGACUCCUGCUUUGACGUCUCCGGGCCCACGCUCACUUCAGGCUGUGGGGUUGGACCCAGAAGCUGGGUCACAUCUGCGGGAGCCCGUUCGGACAGAGCCCCUGGUCCUGCCCAGGCCAACGCAGUAGGUCACCUUUGUUCUGGCAGAGAAGGGGUGUCAGUGCCCUUCAGAGGGGAUACUCCAAAGCCUACUGUGGCCAUCGAGUUCUUCCCACGGUUCAACCUGUGGGCUGGAGAAAUGUGCAGCCCCUCCUUGUGGGGCCGGCCUCCAGCGAUGGGACGGUCAGUGGACCACGAAGGUGACUGGGUGCCUGUUGGCGUAGAGACCUGGGUCCCCGUGAGGAGCUCCUUUCCACGCCCCUCCCGAUGAGCGGGCGGCUUUAGGAGAAACUUUCUGCCAUGUCUCAACUCAUGGGCCAGCCAUCCAGGCUGCUCCCCACCAUCUGGCUCCUCUGCUCAUCCUGGACCCUGCAGGGGGCAUUUCCUCUGUGGUUGAGGAUUGGACAUCAGUGUUCUCAGCUUUGAUCGCUCCCCUUCCCCUGCACAAUGGGAGGGACUACAAUUUGCCCUGCUCUCCUUUCUGGUCCUUAAGACAUUAUUGGGAGGGGACACAUGACAGCUAUUUAGUCCCCAAGGUCGUCUAGAUCUGCAAGAAGAAUAUGACCCUACUACCGCUGGUCUCACACGUGAACUUUUAUUUCAAUUAUUCUUUGGAAUCAACUUCCUAUCCAAAUGCAGCUUUGGAAAAAGCAGUCUUUGCCAGGAUUUGGGAUGGCCCCACCAGGUCUCGGGGUGAUGCCUGCGAGCUGAACUCUCACAACAGACUUCCAAAAUGUACUCCUACGAGUCGGUUCUGGGUGAUUUGUGCCAGGAUGCUUUCAGAUGUAAAGUUGUGGGUCAAAAGUUUACAGGGGCAAAAUCAAAGGCCCUUCCUUAUAAAGCAAAUGUCUUUCUGGGUUUUUCAGAAUGAUGCGAACUCUCAGGUGCUGUGUAAGUGUUACUGUUUUCAACAUUGUUAUUUGUGAAAACUAGUUACUAUUUAUCAACCACUUUGUUUUAUUCUCCCAAGUUUAUAUUUUUAUGAAACAAACACACACACACACACACACACACACACACACACACACGACUAGGAAUUUUAUGCUGUACAUAGUCACAGAGAAGAAAACCCUGGAGUUACCCAAGCUGUCUUCAUUGUGACCAAACAAUUGCAA
Miniopterus natalensis is the source of this 5780-nucleotide messenger RNA. RefSeq names its product nucleotide binding oligomerization domain containing 2 (gene NOD2). Gene Ontology annotation, molecular function: protein binding. NCBI's taxonomy places the organism in Eukaryota, Metazoa, Chordata, Mammalia, Chiroptera, Miniopteridae. Gene Ontology annotation, biological process: regulation of apoptotic process. The record is from RefSeq and is a predicted model, not a curated record.